Trichoderma harzianum CBS 226.95 is the source of this 1425-nucleotide messenger RNA. RefSeq lists its product as hypothetical. The coding region runs from base 219 to 1034 and encodes 271 amino acids. Lineage: Eukaryota; Fungi; Ascomycota; Sordariomycetes; Hypocreales; Hypocreaceae. The record is from RefSeq and is a predicted model, not a curated record. The transcript has 2 exons.
CUUGUUCUUCUUCCUUUCUUUGCUUUCCUCCCUCCCUCAAUCCCAUCGCCCUCUCUCGCCCUUCCAUCGGCAAACCAGCCAAUGCUCCUGUUCUCUGCUUGCAAGCGCGCAUCUCCUCCACCAGCUUCACCUGCGUCUUGCCCGGCCUUCUGAUUCCAGCCUCAAGCUGCCAUUGCGCGCGACGCCCGUCCUGAUUCUUACGUCAUCAACCUCGUAUCAUGUCUGACGGCAUUGCUCCAGCUGUUGACAAAGUCGGUCCACCUGUGCCUACAGCUCCCGAAGCUCAAGCUGGAGCUCCGACCAUGGCCAUGGACACAGACACUGCCAAGCCGGAAACUGUGAAUCUCCCAACUUCUCUUGAAAAGCCCAAAGAGCCCCCCAUCAUCGCUGAAACCAAAGCUCCCGAGGAGGCAAAGCCGACAGAGGAGCCUCUCUCAAUCGCUGAUGCCUUCAAGCUGGCUCAUAAAACCCCACGGCCCGUCGAAGUCCAGUCCGUCCCCGAGACUCCCGUCAAUCUGGCGACUCCCGUAAAUGGAUCACCGCGGCCGGAGCUGAACAUCCCCACUGAGCCAGCAGAGCCCGAGAAGCCACAGGAAGAGCCCGUCAUCAUCACUGAGGCCGAGGAGCCGCUGCCAACUCCCACGGCUUCCGCCCCCGGCAGUGACGUCGGCCCCGACUCCAUUGUUGACAAGCCCGUGACUCCAAAUGGCGAAUCGAAGCCAGCUGAGCUGAUGGCCGGCGCUCUUCAGCCCAGCGCCGCAGACGCCAAGUCCGAGACGUCGGAAACGGCCACUGGCGAGAAGCGCAAGGCCGAUGCUGCCGUCGCGACUGCGGUUGACGAGCCGGCAGCCGAAAAAGAAGAGUCUGAAGACAGUGAGCCCGCAGACAAAAAGGCCAAGCUUGACAAUGGCAACGGCAAGGCGACCAAUGGCGGACCCCGGAAGCCAGGCCGCCCCAAGAAGGACAAGAAGGCUGCUCCCGUCGUGGGCAAAACCUUGCGCAAGACCCGGAGUCAGGGACCUGUGGAGAUUUAAAGGCGAAACAGGCUGAAAAAGAAAAGCAACUCUUUUGCCGAAGCCUUUCCCUUUUCUCUCUAUCUCUUCAUUUUCAUUCUUAUCAAUUCUUUCCUUAAGGCGAAAUGGCUCGCUGUGAUUGAUGGGAGUGCUGGUUUCUUCUGGUUCAUCGCUGUAUAUUGUUCCCCACGCAAAAAUCUUGUGCCAAAAUGGAUGAAUGGUAUGACUUACAUGUUGGGUAUACCUGUAUCAUUGGCAGGCUUCAUUGUUUGUUUGUUUCAUUUUCUUGGUAGUUUUCAAUGAUAAUGGAAAAUUAAAGAUACAAAAAGCAUACAUGUACACAGCGAUCGAUUGCUGUUCUUCAUGGCAGGUUGUGCAAUGUACCUCGUUCUCGUACCUUAUGUUGUUGGCG